This is a messenger RNA of Cotesia congregata, 1002 nucleotides long. The record is from the annotation of a GenBank genome assembly. Lineage: Eukaryota; Metazoa; Arthropoda; Insecta; Hymenoptera; Braconidae.
AUGUUUCAUUACGGAAAAUUACAACGACUUAGUCAUUUCAUGCAAUAUAAAUCAUCUUUAAUAACAAUCAAUAGUAACAUCAAUCAAGUUUUCAAUUUAUCUAAGAAUUUUUCAACUACCGGAGCUCAAAAAAUGAGGUUUGUACAAUUUACGAAUAAAAAAGGCGGGCCACAACAUCUUGGCGUACAGCUGAAAGCCGGAGGAGACAUCAUAGCUAUUUCGUCAAUAGAUUCCAGAAUACCUAAUACUUUAAAAAAGUUUUUAGAAGGUGGAGAAACUAUUAGCAACAAAGCGAAGCGAAUAAUUGUUGAAAGCCGUAGUGUUAUUCCGGAAGCUGAAGUGAAUUUAUUAGCGCCUAUAAAUCGAAUGGACAAAUUAGCUUGUGUUGGUCUUAAUUACAGUGGACAUUGUUCAGAACAAGGUCUUGAACCACCAACGAGCCCAGUGAUAUUCAAUAAAUUUCCUAGCAAUAUUAUAGGACCAACAGAUGAUAUUUUAUUACCUUCAAACUCCGAUAAAGUUGACUGGGAAGCUGAGUUAGCGAUAGUUAUUGGUAAAAGUGGUAAAGCGCUGAGCAAAGAAGAUGCCGAAAAUUGUAUUUUUGGAUACACAGUAGCUCAAGAUCUUAGUGCUCGUGAUUGGCAGAAAGGUAAACGAAACGGUGGACAAUUUCUUCUUGGCAAAGCUAUGGACACUUUUUGUCCUCUUGGACCUGCUGUAGUUACUAAAGAAUCGAUAGGUGACAUUAACAAUUUAUCGGUUCAAACUUGGGUUAAUGGAAAGCUUAAACAAGACGGGAACACAAGCGAACUUAUUUUUAAGCCUCGUGAUAUUGUAGCAUUUAUCUCUCAGUUCAUGACUCUACUGCCUGGAGAUGUUAUCUUAACAGGCACUCCUGCAGGAGUAGGAUUUACACGUAACCCACCGGAGUUUCUCAAGAAAGGAGAUAUCUUGGAAACUGAAAUUCAUUCUCUCGGCCGUUUGAAAAAUAAUGUUAAGUAG